This is a messenger RNA of Phycomyces blakesleeanus NRRL 1555(-), 1839 nucleotides long. RefSeq lists its product as hypothetical. The transcript has 4 exons. Gene Ontology annotation, molecular function: RNA binding; ATP binding; RNA helicase activity. Gene Ontology annotation, cellular component: nucleus. The record is from RefSeq and is a predicted model, not a curated record. NCBI's taxonomy places the organism in Eukaryota, Fungi, Mucoromycota, Mucoromycetes, Mucorales, Phycomycetaceae. The annotation marks the transcript as partial.
GGCGGUGGUGGACCCCCUCGUUCUAGAUACGUACCCCCUCACUCAAGAGACCAGGACCCCAUCCGUCAAUCUGGUCAAUCCAGCGGCGCUAAUGAAGGCUGGUCUGCCUGGAAUGGCAACGAUCGUGGUCCCAGUGGACCCCCUCGUUCAGAAGGAGGUUGGAACUCUUCUCGUUCAGACUAUAGCCGUGGUGGUGGAGGCGGUGGUGGUUACAACAACUCUAACCAAAACGGACGUCCUCCAUUUGUUGAACGUGGUUCUUACGGCGGUGGUGGUGGUGGUGGUUAUGGAGGUAACCGUGGUCGCCGUAAUGACGAACCUAGCUAUACUCGCCGUGACGACACCCGUGGUUACUGGAGAGACGGUGUCCAUCAUCUGGGCAGCAAGAACCCCCGCACCGAACGUGAGUUGUUUGGUGUACUUGAAGACGUCGAUCGCCAGCACACCGGUAUCAACUUUGAAAAGUAUGAUGACAUUCCUGUUGAAGCCAGUGGAACAAACUGCCCUGAGCCUGUGAACAAGUUUACUAGCCCUCCUCUUGAUGCCCACUUGCUGAGCAAUAUCGAAAUGGCUCGUUACACUUCCCCAACUCCUGUCCAAAAGUACUCUGUUCCUAUCGUUGGAGCUGGAAGAGAUUUGAUGGCCUGUGCCCAGACUGGUUCCGGAAAGACAGGUGGUUUCCUCUUCCCUGUAUUGUCCGAGCUGUUCUCCAAGGGUCCUCUUGGUCCUCCUGCCGAAGACCCCAAUGCCGGCUACCGUUCACGCAAGGCCUACCCUUCAGUGCUCAUCCUGGCCCCGACCCGUGAGCUGGUUUCGCAGAUCUACGAAGAGGCCAAGAAAUUCGCCUACCGCAGUUGGGUCCACCCCUGUGUUGUCUAUGGUGGUGCAGAUAUCGGCGGCCAGCUGCGUCAGAUUGAGCGUGGCUGCGAUCUGCUGGUUGCCACACCCGGCCGCCUUGUCGAUCUCAUCGAGCGCGCCCGCAUUUCGCUGUCCCAGAUCCGCUACCUUGUUCUGGACGAGGCUGACCGUAUGUUGGAUAUGGGUUUCGAACCCCAGAUCCGACGCAUUGUCGAGAAGGAAGACAUGCCUGGUGUCCAGAGCCGAGUGACUCUCAUGUUCUCUGCAACGUUCCCCAGAGACAUCCAGUACCUGGCCCGCGAUUUCCUCAAGGACUACAUUUUCUUGUCCGUUGGUCGUGUUGGCUCGACCUCGGAGAACAUCACCCAAAAGGUGAUCUAUGUCGAGGACGAAGAGAAGCGAUCCGCACUGCUCGAUAUCCUGCACUCCACCGAUGUCUCGGGCCUGACACUGAUCUUUGUCGAGACCAAGCGCAUGGCCGACACUCUGUCCGAUUUCCUGCUGACCAACCGAUUCCCAGCCACCGCGAUUCACGGUGACCGCACCCAGCGCGAGCGCGAGCGUGCACUGGACUCCUUCCGCACAGGUCGCACCCCAAUCAUGGUCGCCACUGCUGUUGCUGCCCGUGGUCUGGAUAUCGCCAAUGUCUCUCACGUCAUUUCGUAUGACCUGCCAACCGACAUUGACGACUAUGUGCAUCGUAUUGGUCGUACUGGUCGUGCUGGUAACACUGGUCUGGCCACCGCAUUCUUCAACCGCGGAAACAAGAACAUCGUCAACGAUCUGGUGGAUAUUCUCAAGGAAGCCAACCAGGAAAUCCCUCCCUUCCUAGAGUCAAUCUCUAGAGAGUCGAGAUCCUAUGGAGGCGGACGUGGUGGCGGACGUGGCGGACGUGGAGGUGGACGUGGAGGUAGCUUCGGUGGACGUGAUUUCCGCAAGUAUGAUGGACCCUCACGUUCCGGAGGAGGUGGAGGUUAUGGA